Molecule: messenger RNA, 993 nt
Organism: Marasmius oreades (fairy-ring Marasmius)
Lineage: Eukaryota; Fungi; Basidiomycota; Agaricomycetes; Agaricales; Marasmiaceae
Exons: 3
Coding region: 1-993 (330 amino acids)
Biological process (GO): positive regulation of transcription by RNA polymerase II
Cellular component (GO): RNA polymerase II transcription regulator complex
Molecular function (GO): protein dimerization activity; DNA-binding transcription factor activity
Source: RefSeq, a predicted model, not a curated record
AUGGAGAUCGACAACCAACAGUCACACUCACAGCAAUCGCAGCUACAUUCCCCUGCUCAUUCUCAAGAGGACCAUUCCCAAUUACCGCAAGGGAAUUACCUCUAUUCUUCAGACCAAGAACAACAGUUCUACAAUGUCGGUUCGCCUAUGCAGUCUUAUCAAGUCGUCCCGCACGACAAUCCUACGCGCCACUUGUCUGAAAUGCAACAACAGUCAGGGAUGCAUUUCCAGAGCAUGCCCAACACCGUGAUGUAUCAAAGCCCCGUGUAUUCCGCAUCGCCGCCUCAUGUUUCAUUACCUAUUCCGCAUUCACCUCCACCACCCUUUCCUGAACUCUACGAUCCUCUAUCUCCUCCAAUCUCGGGCUCAGAUACAUCAGCCGACGGCAUUUACAACAGCAGCGGCGGAAAUUCUCCUUCUUCAUCCCGUGCCAACAGUCUGGUCCACAGAAACGCUCGUUACAACCCAACUCCUUCUCCCACUAGCUCUUCUGGCAGAAGAAGUCGAGGUCGAUCUCACAACGACUCUGACGAAGACGACAUGGGUGCUAAUUACGCCGAGAAUCUCGCUCACAACAGAAAAGAGGCUACCCGUAGACAGAGGAUAGAGGCUGAACAACGAAGACGAGACGAACUCAGGGAUGGCUAUGCUAGACUCAAGGAUGCUUUACCUGUCUCCAACCAGAAGAGCAGCAAGGUUUCGUUACUGGAGCGAGCUACUAACUACAUUCAACAAUUGGAAACCCAAAAUCAGGAAUUGCAGAAUCGUCUUCAAUAUUUGGAGCAAGAGAUGCAGCGACUUCGGGCCCUCAACGAAAAGAUAUCUUUACCGUCACGCGACUCUCCCUCACCUGGGACUUUCGAUGCUGAUGCACGACCACUAUCGCCACCGCCCGAAACAUCUAUACCCAACCAUAGUCAUGCCAAUGUUUCCGGACGGACUCGUCCUGUUUCGGAGGGUUCCAGCCCGUCCAACUCAGAGAAUGGCUACUAA